AUGUGGCAAUCACUCUUCUUGAGUAUUACUGCCCUCUUCGCUUCACAGGCUUUGGCUGGCGAUGGCAAGUGGCUAAGCCCCGAGUACAAGCAAAUCUUCCAAACCCCUCUUCCCUUCCCCUCGGACAAGAGGCCCCUCUACACAUAUACCAACGCUACCACUGGCAACUCCAUCGACUACUAUGAGAUCGACGUCAAGCCUCUUACCCAGCAAGUCUAUCCUGGUCUGAAGCCUGCUCGGCUUGUCGGAUACGAUGGUAUGUCUCCCGGUCCUACUUUCCGCAUGGAGAAGGGACGUGAGGCAGUUGUUCGGUUCAGGAACCACGGUGAUAAGGACCUCUCAGUUCAUCUUCACGGCUCCUACAGUCGUGCGCCGUUCGACGGGUGGGCCGAGGAUGUGACUAAGCCCAAUCAAUACAAGGACUAUUACUAUCCUAAUCACCAGAGUGCUCGCACUCUGUGGUAUCACGACCAUGCUGCCCACCACACUGCCGAGAAUGCUUACUUCGGGCAAGCUGGCUUCUACAUCCUGCAUGACCCUGCUGAGGACGCUCUUGGUCUGCCCAAGGGCAGCUAUGACCUGCCUCUCGCACUGUCAUCCAAGCAGUACAACAGUGACGGAACGCUCUUCGACCCCAAGGAUGAGACCAAUUCACUCUUUGGCGAUGUUAUCCACGUCAACGGACAGCCUUGGCCCUUCCACAAGGUCGAGCCUCGCAAAUACCGCCUCAGAUUCCUCGAUGCUUCUAUCAGCCGAGCAUUCAAGCUUACUUUCGAGGUCGACGGUAAGGCAGUCGACUUUCACGUCAUCGGUGCCGAUACUGGCCUUCUGACCAAGCCUGUGAAGAGCAACAACCUCGAGAUCUCCAUGGCCGAGCGUUGGGAAGUCGUCUUCGAUUUUGCACAAUUUGCCGGCAAGAACGUCACUCUCAAGAAUGGCCGCGAUGUCCAACACGAUGAGGACUACGCUGCUACAGACAAGGUCAUGCAGUUUGUUGUUGGUAAGGAUGUUAAGGACACGAGCAACAACGGCGACAUCCCAUCUGCCCUUCGCAAUGUUCCAUUCCCACCAAAGAAGAGUGGCAUUGACAGGAGCUUUAAGUUUGGCAAGUCUGGCGGCGCAUGGACUGUCAACGGUGUCACUUUCGCUGAUGUCAAGAAUCGCAUUUUGGCUAAGCCUCAGCGUGGCGCCAUCGAGGUUUGGGAGCUCGAGAACUCCAGUGGUGGCUGGUCGCACCCAGUCCAUAUUCAUCUAGUCGACUUCCAAAUCCUGUCUCGCACCGGUGGCAAGCGUUCUGUCCUCGACUAUGAGAAGGAGGCACUCAAAGAUGUUGUUCUGCUUGGCGAGAACGAGAAAGUCACAGUCAUUGCACGCUAUGCUCCUUACGAUGGUGUGUACAUGUUCCAUUGCCACAACCUCAUUCACGAAGACCAUGACAUGAUGGCUGCUUUCAACGUCACUAGCCUCGGUGAUUGGGGAUACCCUGAAACUACCAAGUUCAUCGACCCUAUGGAAGAGAAGUACCGCAGCAAGGCCGAGAGCACAUCUGACUUUGAGAAGUCAGCCAUCAUGAACACAAUGGCCAAUUUCGAGCUUUUGGAGGCUUACGAAAAAGUUGAGAAGCUUGAGGACGCUCUUGAGAGCUACCGCGUCAAUGGUCCCCCUAAGACAACCUUGUCCACUGUCACUCGCACAUCGGCUUCAUCGGCUUCAUCAAAUUCAUUACCUGCUAGCUCGAUUGAAGACAACAGUCGGACAACUCCGGCGGCUUCAAUAACGCCCCAAGUUAAGGCAGAGGCAGCAUCAGCAACGAUAACAUCAGCCCCUAAGACCACAAGCACCACAAAGAAGGUCGAUGACAAGAAGACCAAGACAACAUCCAAGAAGUAA
This is a messenger RNA of Didymella exigua CBS 183.55, 1890 nucleotides long. RefSeq lists its product as uncharacterized. Lineage: Eukaryota; Fungi; Ascomycota; Dothideomycetes; Pleosporales; Didymellaceae. Gene Ontology annotation, molecular function: copper ion binding; oxidoreductase activity. The record is from RefSeq and is a predicted model, not a curated record. The coding region runs from base 1 to 1890 and encodes 629 amino acids. The transcript is spliced from 2 exons.